CUGAGUAAGUUCCGCUUGCAUGCAACAGGCAGACGAUUUCAAAACAUUCGAUGAAAGCAUUGCGUGAAUUAUCCAAAAGACUCUAUAUCACAAAAUUUCCAUGUAAUUAAUCUUGCUGUCAUUGUCGCUAGCCCUUAGGGAGUGCAGAGGUCUUCUGGUGUCACGGAAAAUCGUUGUUGAUCAAAUCAAAUGACUUCGACAAAUUAUCAAGGACAAAGCGACCCAUGCCUCAUUCAGGAAUCGGAGUCACAGAUAGUGAGAAAACUUUCUGAAAAGUCACUCCUUCCGAUAAAUGUUGGUAACAGUCUUCAACAACAAACAUCCAAUACAAGCACACAGGUCAACAGUCUACACAGUUGUGCUAGCGAACCCGUGUGUAGGAUAUGUCACAGCAUGUCGAACACAGAACAACUCAUGUCCCUGUGCCACUGUUCAGGGUCCAUCGGUCAGAUGCACGUGUCCUGUCUUCAGAGGUGGCUGGGGUCCUCUAACAAGACCCAGUGCGAGCUAUGUCACUUCAACUUUGUCAUGGAAAGAAAGCCAAAACCGUUUUAUGUGUACCUGGCUAACUCGGGAACGAGGGAGGACAGAUGUCGCCUUAUUUUCGACAUAGUAUGCAUCUGUCUGCUGCUGCCCAUCACGCUAUCGGUAGUAUCUAUGUGUAUCUACGGUGCUUCCCUUUUCCGCCCAUUCCGAGCUGAAUUCAUUGGCAUUGUAAUUCUAGCCACCCUCCUGUCUGCUUUGUUUUCCGUUUGGUUUGUGAUAUGUGUACGAUUAAACAUAAAGAAAUGGCGAGAAUGGAAAGAAUUCAACCAGGAAGUAAAACUAAAGUGUAGCCCACCUACCGAAGGCUCUGGUUGCAAAGAAAGGUCUUCAGAAAUGAGUUUUCAGUCCAAAGAUACAACGGGUAUAACGAGCCAGGGGUCGCAUAUGGGAAUGAAGAUCAGCAGCAUAGAAAUCAAAGUUAAAACGGGGGGCCAAGAGGAGAAUAAUACUAUUGACAAGCAUUUCAUGGACUCUAUCGUUUCAGUACAAAAGAUAACGUUGGAAAAACCAGCCUUGCAGUGUGUAACACGUCCCUACAGUAACUCUCAGUACUGUCACACAGGCACUCCCUUGCAGUGUGUAACACGUCCCUUCAGUAACUCUCAGUACUGUCACACAGGCACUCCAGAUGUUCCUCCGAUAAGACACACUGCAGCAGGGUCGGACGAGAUCCCUAGAGUGUCGGCAAGGAACUGCGUACCUUCGUCUUCAUCACAUGGAGAACACAGACAGAAAGUAAUUCCUCAUUCUCCGAGUGCGCAUGCUCCAUCCAACAGGGAGUAUUCUCGAACACUCUCUACAGACGGGGCACGUUUCCCAGAAUAUCGCCACAUUUUCUCCUCUCAAGAAAACAGUACUCGAAUUCCAUGCUCAUCAAAUGGUAUGGCCAAGACACAAGCCAAAUCGCCAUUCCCAGGGACUAGUAAGGGGAACGCUCUAAGGACUAACAACAGUAACCCAAGCAAUAUGUACCCGAAGAAAAGUUACAUUUAAUUUUAGUUGUGAUUCGGUAUUAAAUUAUCAAUUUCUGCGUAACAAUACAUUGAUUGAGAUUCGUUAGCCAAUGUGAUAAAUUCUCAUUAACAGUCU
Ostrea edulis (European flat oyster) is the source of this 1635-nucleotide messenger RNA. RefSeq lists its product as uncharacterized. The record is from RefSeq and is a predicted model, not a curated record. The transcript is spliced from 4 exons. Lineage: Eukaryota; Metazoa; Mollusca; Bivalvia; Ostreida; Ostreidae. Bases 190 to 1539 code for a protein of 449 amino acids. Gene Ontology annotation, biological process: protein ubiquitination. Gene Ontology annotation, molecular function: zinc ion binding; ubiquitin-protein transferase activity.